This is a messenger RNA of Quercus robur (English oak), 1528 nucleotides long. RefSeq names its product shikimate kinase, chloroplastic-like. The coding region runs from base 314 to 1228 and encodes 304 amino acids. The record is from RefSeq and is a predicted model, not a curated record. Gene Ontology annotation, molecular function: shikimate kinase activity. The transcript is spliced from 11 exons. Lineage: Eukaryota; Viridiplantae; Streptophyta; Magnoliopsida; Fagales; Fagaceae. Gene Ontology annotation, cellular component: chloroplast.
CAUGUCUCAACAACAACCACAACAACCACCACCACCAACCCAAAAUGCCAUUGUUCUUCCUAUAAAAGACCAUUUCAAAACUAACUCUCACACACAACCAAAUAGUGCGAACCCCCAAAAUCAACACACAAAUAAACUCUCCCAUCGCAACAACAACUGCGCGUUCCUUUGCCUGCAACUGCAAAUAUCUCACCAUCCGAUGCGUUUUGAUUCCUACACUUUUCUGGUUUUUCAGUGAAGUACAGCUCGAAUAAAAUAACUGAAACUAAAAUAAAAUCGAAGAUUGUUUUUUUAAGUUCUUAAGAGAAAAUCAAUGGAGGCUAAAAUUGCAAAUGGUUUGCUGGUUUCUCCGCGGAUCGAUUCGGAGAAAAUCGCAAGGAGAAUCGGAACCGGCGGUUCCGUACAGUUUUCUCGGCGAUUCAGAGAGCAAGAUAGGCUUCAAGUGCUAGCCUCUGCUCAGCUUCAACCUAAAACAAGGAAUUCGAAUCGGCACAAAACGGUGUCGUUGGAGGUUUCCUGUUCUUACAAGAACUUUCCAGCUUCACUUUUGGAAUCUGGAGGUUUUCAAGCUCCUCUUGAUGAAGCUAGGAUUUUGAAGAAUAAGUCACAAGAGAUCGGACGAUAUUUAAGUGGACGCUGUAUAUAUCUUGUUGGCAUGAUGGGCUCUGGAAAAACAACAGUGGGCAAAGUUUUGUCACAAGUACUUGGUUAUUCCUUUUUUGAUAGUGACACAUUGGUGGAGCAGGAUGCUGAGGGAACUUCUGUAGCUGAAAUAUUCAAGCUCUAUGGAGAGGGCUUCUUCAGAGAUAAGGAGACUGAGGUACUGCGAAAGCUAUCUUUAAUGCAUCGACUAGUUGUUUCUACUGGUGGAGGUGCAGUUGUUCGGCCCAUUAACUGGAAAUACAUGCAGAAAGGGAUAAGUGUUUGGUUAGAUGUUCCUUUGGAAGAUUUGGCUCGUAGAAUUGCAGCUGUUGGAACUGGUUCUCGCCCCCUUUUGCAUCAUGAUUCAGGUGAUGCAUACACAAAGACUCUCACGCGGCUGUCUACUCUUAUGGAGGAGAGGAGUGACGCAUAUGCCAAUGCUAAUGCACGGGUUUCCUUGGAAGAUAUUGCAGCUAAACUAGGACAUAGAGAUGUGUCAAAUCUCACGCCCACUGCCAUAGCAAUUGAGGCGCUUGAACAAAUUGAGGGCUUUCUAAAGGAAGAAAAUGGCGAUUUUGGAUUGUAGUUCAACAAGCUUCUAUACACGUAUUAGCCUAUUAGGUACUUUAUGAUUUUCAUUAUGUUCGGGCAUGCAUGCCAUGUUUCUAAUUUUAGUAAUGGAACAUGGCGUGUGUUGUGUGUUGCUAUCUAUCUGGCAUUCAAAGAUAUCUGAAAUGAAUUAUUGUAAUUUGUAAGGUUUUCAUUGUAAUGUUUGAGAUGCCAUAGUUGUACAUAGUGGCUGAUCUCAUAUAAGGAAUUCAAUGUUAACCUUUUAUAUGGACGGUUUCUUAAAUGAUCAAUGAUGCUUUGUGUUUUAAAAUGCUAA